UUUUUUUUUUUUUUUUUUUUUAUCUCUUAACUUAUUAGUCUUUUUUAUUCAACACAUAAUGACUGUAUUCAACACACUUUUAGAAGCCGUAGCUCAUUGCGAUAACUUCCCCUAUGUUCUCGAUCCCAAAAAAGAGGACGACGAAAUGCAUCGUGCCAUUCCGUUUCUUUUGGGUGCACACACCAUUGGUCAUGUCUUACCCAGUGUUCUUGUGGCUCUGAAAGACUACAACCAAACCACACCAGUUUUCACUAUUUCAGACAGCUCUGUUCAGUUUAACGAAACCGUACAGACCUCACAAGAACGUACCUUGGCUGUCAAGGCCCUGAUGGAUAGUUGGCGUCAAAACAAGACAUUUGACGUUUUAGCAGGUUGGCGGGAUGAGCUUUAUCCAGUGUAUGGUGAUGAGAAUGAGCCAGAUAACAUUGCAUUUGUCAUGGAACGAGCAUCUGCUGCGCUUUUCGGUGUAUCGACUUUUGGUGUUCAUUUGAAUGCCUAUAUCAGGAACGAUCAAGGUGAAAUCUUCAUGUGGGUGGCCCGACGCGCACUUACCAAGCCUACUUGGCCUGGAUUGUUGGACAACUGUGUUGCAGGUGGUAUCUCGUACAACUAUUCGGUGAAAGAAACCAUUGUGAAAGAAUGUGAAGAAGAAGCUAGUAUUCCAUCUCAUCUUGCUUCCCAGGCACGCAGUGUAAGUCUAAUUACUUAUUACACAUGUUCUCCCGGUGCUUUACAACCUGAGACAGAGUAUUUGUUUGACUUGGAAUUACCUCAAGACUUUAAACCUAUCCCACGCGAUGGAGAAGCAGAGUGUUUCUAUCUAUGGCCUCUACAGAAAGUAAAAGAAACCAUCUUGAAUAACGAAUGGAAACCCAAUUGUGCUUUAGCUGCUAUUGACUUUUUUAUGCGUCAUUCGUUUAUUACACCGGAUGAUGAACCAGAGUACAUUGAUAUCUCUUAUCGUCUUCAUAGAAGACUUGAAUUUCCUACGCCUCGUAGAGGUUUAAACAGAUAAUCUGUUAUUCCCCUCCCACACAUGACUGGGGAACAAUAAUAAAAAAAAAAAACCG
Molecule: messenger RNA, 1070 nt
Organism: Mucor mucedo
Lineage: Eukaryota; Fungi; Mucoromycota; Mucoromycetes; Mucorales; Mucoraceae
Product: NUDIX hydrolase domain-like protein
Exons: 2
Coding region: 59-1015 (318 amino acids)
Molecular function (GO): 8-oxo-dGDP phosphatase activity
Source: RefSeq, a predicted model, not a curated record